This is a messenger RNA of Arabis nemorensis, 1437 nucleotides long. NCBI's taxonomy places the organism in Eukaryota, Viridiplantae, Streptophyta, Magnoliopsida, Brassicales, Brassicaceae. The record is from the annotation of a GenBank genome assembly.
AUGGAAGAGGAUUUGAUUAAGCGUCUUGAAGCUGCGGUUACGAGGCUUGAAGGGAUCUCAAGCAACGGAGGAGGAGUUAUUCUUUCUCGCGGAGGAGAUUUCUCCGCCGGUGGUGUCGGAACCGAUGUUGCGGCGGCGGCGUCUGAUCCAUCGAUUCUGGCUUAUGACGAUCUGAUUUCUCAAUGCGUUGGUAGGGCUUUGGGUGCGGCUGAGAAGAUCGGUGGACCUGUUCUAGAUGUUACGAAGAUUGUCGCCGAAGCAUUUGCUACGCAAAAGGACCUGCUUGUCAAAAUCAAGCAAUCUCAGAAGCCUGACAUGGCUGGAUUGGCUGGAUUUCUGAAGCCGUUGAGUGAAGUUACUAUGAAAGCUGAUGCAAUGACAGGAGGAAAGAGGUCGGAUUUCUUCAAUCACUUAAAGGCUGCAUCUGAUAGUUUAUCUGCAUUGGCAUGGAUUGCUUUCACUGGAAAAGAUUGUGGUAUGAGCAUGCCAAUCGCUCAUGUGGAAGAAAGUUGGCAGAUGGCUGAGUUUUACAACAAUAAGGUUCUGGUGGAGUACCGUAACAAAGACGCCGAUCAUGUGGAAUGGGCUAAAGCCUUAAAAGAACUUUAUUUGCCUGGUUUAAGGGAUUAUGUUAAAAGUCAUUACCCCUUGGGACCUGUAUGGAAUGCAUCAGGGAAACCUGCUAGUGCUCCUGCAAAGGGUCCACCUGGUGCUCCUGCUCCUCCACCAGCACCAUCUGCAUCCCUUUUUAGUUCUGAAUCUUCAAAGCCAUCAUCGUCGUCGAACCAGAAAGGGAUGUCUGCUGUUUUCCAGCAGCUCAGCUCAGGUUCUGUGACCUCAGGUCUUAGAAAAGUGACGGAUGAUAUGAAGACAAAGAACCGUGCUGAUAGAUCUGGAGCAGUUAGUGCAGUUGAGAAGGAAACUCGUUCCAGUAAACCGGCCUUUUCGAAAACCGGACCACCAAAACUGGAACUUCAAAUGGGUCGCAAGUGGGCUGUUGAGAACCAAAUUGGGAAGAAGGACUUGGUUAUCAGCGACUGUGAUGCCAAACAGUCUGUGUAUGUAUUUGGUUGCAAAGAUUCUGUCCUGCAGAUACAAGGAAAAGUGAAUAACAUCACCAUUGACAAAUGCACCAAAAUGGGUGUCGUCUUCACGGAUGUUGUUGCUGCAUUUGAGAUUGUGAACUGCACCAACGUAGAAGUGCAAUGCCAGGGUUCGGCUCCCACAGUUUCUGUGGACAACACGACUGGCUGUCAGUUAUAUCUAAGCAAAGACUCGUUAGAGACCGCUAUAACAACAGCCAAAUCGAGUGAGAUCAAUGUAAUGGUGCCCGGUACUGAUGGAGACUGGGUGGAACAUGCAUUGCCUCAACAGUACAAUCAUUUGUUCACUGAAGGGAAGUUCGAGACAACACCGGUCUCGCACUCAGGUGCCUAA